GUUUGUGAAACUUGUCGAAAAAACCUUUACCAUACCUUUUGCUCUGCAAUUAUUGAUACUUGUCACAUCGUUAAGCUGCACCUUGUUACAAAUUACACAGCAAGAAGCCGGUGGUUUGGAAACUUCCAGGUACAUAUUCUACGUGAUGGGUCAGCUAUUCCAUUUAUUUUGUCUUAGUUUUGAGGGACAAAAGCUGAUAAACCACAGUCUCGAGAUGUGCGACAAGAUAUACGAUAGUUCUUGGUACGAAGCAUCCAUUAAAUCACAGAAGCUGCUUAUUCUGACGAUGUUACGGAGUUUUCGACCGACUUUUUUGAGCGCCGGCGAAAUUUACGUUUUUUCGUUGGAGAGCUUCACUACG
This is a messenger RNA of Dinoponera quadriceps, 361 nucleotides long. RefSeq lists its product as uncharacterized. Gene Ontology annotation, biological process: sensory perception of smell; detection of chemical stimulus involved in sensory perception of smell. The transcript is spliced from 3 exons. Gene Ontology annotation, cellular component: plasma membrane. The record is from RefSeq and is a predicted model, not a curated record. NCBI's taxonomy places the organism in Eukaryota, Metazoa, Arthropoda, Insecta, Hymenoptera, Formicidae. The annotation marks the transcript as partial. Gene Ontology annotation, molecular function: olfactory receptor activity; odorant binding.